GCUCUGUCAGCUGCAGCUGGGUGUUCAGAGGGACCAAGGCAGGGGACCGGGGGAGACAGGAGCUGAGACGGAUCAGAGCCAUUAGGCUGACAACAGAAAUUAGCUGAUGUCUUUGGCUGCACUUCUUCACCUCUUCAUCACCUCUUCCUCACGGUCCAGCCAAUCAGGUGUCCCUAGUCAUCCUUUAUUUAUUUAUUUAUUUAUUAUCCCAUUUUGUUGUCCCGACAGUGACAACAUUCCCUUUGUUUUUGUGCAUUGUAAUUGUAAUUUCUGGCUUUGGACGGUUUCCAUUUCAUAUAUAAGUUAACUGAUGUCUUAAGUGUUAACCUUCCAUAGUGUUUUUACUUCCUGAUGGGAUUCCUGACAUUUCAUUUAAUAACAGAUAUGGGGGAUGGUCAACUCUGAGACACACAGAUACACAGAUACACACACGCCCACACACACACACACACACACACACACACACACACACACACACACACACACACACACACACACACACACACACACACACACACACACACUACACGUGUGACUGUCUCGGAGGCAGUGAGGGGAGGUCUGACUGAGAAGCUGUUCUUUACUACUAGUGCUUUGGUGUGCGUGACAACAUAAAUUAUGACACGAGGAUGAUUAUGGAUCGGUACGCUAAACUUUCCUUGCGCACAAAGAGGACCGUCAACAAGCUGUUCAUCAUCCCUGUAUCUGGGAGCCCCAUCCUGGUGCACCAUGGGAGCCCAUCAAGUGUGUGACAGAUUUGGCGUGUGAGGAAAAAGAAAAAGGGGGACGCCAUGGAGACCGACGCAUACCACGUGAACCCCGAAACCAGUGGUGACUGGGUGGGGACGGUGGCCAGCCUGGGAGCGGUGGUGGGCCUUAAUGGGGGUGUGGGACGAGGAGGAGGAGGGGCAGGGGGAGGAGGAGGGGGAGGGGGGGCCUCGGCCAGCACCUCGGCCUCCUGGCACAUGCCCUACCCGCUGGGCUUCCAGGUGUCCCUGACGGCGCUGCUGAUGGUCGAGCUGGUGCUGGGCUUCGGCAGCAACCUGACGGUGCUGGUGCUGUACUGCUCCCAGUCCGACCUGGUGCACUCCGUCAGCAGCCUGGUGACGGCCAACCUGCACGUGCUGGACGUGGCGCUGUGCGUGCUGUGCCUGCCCCUCACCCUGGUCAUCGUCCUCCUCCCCCCGGGGCCCAACUUCGCCACGCUCUGCUGCCUCCACGAGGCGUGCGUCACCUUCGCCAGCAUCGCCACCGCCAUCAACAUCCUGGUCAUCAGCCUGGACCGCUACGACAUCUCGGUGCGGCCCGUCAACCGGCUGCUGACCACGCGCCGGGCGCUGCUGCUGCUGGCCGGCGUCUGGCUGACCUCCGUGGCCGUGUUCUUCAUCCCCUUCCUGGAGGUGCGGUUCUUCAGCCCGGGAGGGGAGGCGGAGGGCGACCCGGCGGGGACACACUCGACGUCGUCGUCGUCCUCGCCGUCUUCUCGGUCUUCUAACCACACGCUGCUGUGUGUGGGGGGAGAGGCCUACCACAUGGGCCUCGGGAUGUACUACCACCUGGCGCUGCAGGUGCCCAUCUUCUUCGCCACGCUGGCGGGGAUGCUGUUCACCUACUCCCGCAUCCUGAAGGCCCUGAACAUCCGCAUCGGCUCCCACAUCAGGACGGGCGGCCGCUUCCGGGGCCCCGACUGCAGGGGCCGGCGUAAGAAGCCGACGACGAGAGGAGCGGCGGACGGCGGCGAGGGGGGGGAGCGGUGCACCGCCGACGGCUCAAAGCAGCUCAGCCACCCCCCCCUCAUCCAGUCCUCCUCCCCCACGCCGACGGCCACCUCCCCGCCCGCGCUGUCCUCCUCCGUCAGUCUGGUGCCCCCCCCCCGCCGGGGGGGGGGCACCAGACUGACGGGGGGGGGAGCUGCCGCCGCCGCCCCUGGCCCCGCCCCCCUCGGCGUCCAGGCCUCGGUGUCCGCCAUCAUGGCCCUGCGGCGGGCGGUGAGGCGCCACAGGGACCGGCGGGAGCGCCAGCGCCAUGUCUUCAAGAUGUCCCUGGUCAUCAUCAGCACCUACCUGGGCUGCUGGGCGCCGCUGACGCUCGUCAACGUGCUGAUCCUGGCGGCGGGGCCCGGCGACGCCCUGGUCAGCGCGCGGCUGUGGUGCCUGGCGCUGGCCUACGGCACCACCGUCUCCCACCCGCUGCUGUACGCCUUCACCCGGCAGACCCUGCGGCGGGCGCUGCGGGCCAAGGUGAAGAAGAGGGUGGUGUCCCUGCUGCAGGUGGACCCGUCGCCGGGCGGCACCGUCAUCCACAACUCCUGGGUGGAGAACAAGAAGAGCGGGAGGCAGGUGCGCCUGGAGGCCAGCGAGGCCACCGACCGCUGCCUGGCGGAGGUGUGAGGGGGGCCCUCCGCGGCUCUCCGUCAUCGUACCGGGAGGGAGCCACAGAGGUUCCGUUUCAUCAGUGUGUUCACGCCGUUGACGGACACGCGGGGAAAUGUUGGGCACGGUUUUCCUGCACAGGGAUGAACAAGCAUGACUUUAAGGGAGAUGUCGUGACCAUUUGAGUGUCUGCACAACACCUUCCCAACGCUGGUAUGUUUCCAUGAGAGAAGAUGGGCAACACAUUAAACACACUUUCUUCUGCGCAUUGUCAAACCCACUGGAGUUUACGUCUGGAGUUUUUUUUUUUGGUCGGUGAUGACACAGCGCUGUUAUAAAACCGCUCUUCUACAGCCAACCAGGGAUCUGAUCUACCGCCCACUCCACUGCUCCAGGGCAGCUAUCCAGAGUAAAACACUGAUAUAGAUGUUGACAUAUUUUGAAUACUAAAACCCACAUCAUGUUCCGGAACUGAUUCCUCCUAACCCUGUCUCCGUCCUGCUCUAGUAUGAGGCCAUUGUGUUGUAAUCAAAGUGAGAACAGGACUCACUUUAUAAGCUACAUUUGAUUCAAAUUGAAAGUGAUGUAAUGUAAUAGAAGAAUAUAUAUAUAAUGUGUUACCCCACCCCCUCUUGCUGCAAUGUCGGUCCUAUGAUUCAAUGACUUAUUGUUUAUUGUCAAGUCCUACUAACGUACAUAACACAACUUUAGGUCUUUAUGUAAGCAUUAUAUUUUGUAUUGUGCAUUUAUAUUUUGUGCAUAUGUCACAGUAUGGAGAAUUUGGAGAAAUACUUUCAAAAGUUGUGUUGAAAUGUUGCAGCUAGCAUGUCCCACACAGAUGAAGCAGAAAGUGUUCUGUGAAGUGAAAUUACGCCAUGGGCAAGUUCUAUGAAGCUUAAACACAGAACUUAUGUCCAGGUUGUGCAUGUCGAUAAGACCAACUUCAUUUGAUUAUUGUAUUAUGUAAACAACUAUAAUCAAAUUGUUUGAUUAUUGUAGUUUACAUCACACUUCUAAAGACAGAGAAAUAGCGAGAAUUGUAGUCGUUGCUAAUAUUCUUUAACAGUCUCCAGCCUGUUGCCACAACUUCUACAACAAUAAAAUAACUGAUUUAGAAUGUGUUUCCUCCCCUCUUUUUCUCCCCACUUACACACGCACACACAAAUCAUAUUUAUAUGGAAUUAUCGAAUGAAUCAGACAUGCACAGGCAUGAUGUUUUUGCAAGACAGGGCCUAUUCAAAGACAAAAUACGCCACAGGGUGCAAGGGUGCAAACAUAAAUAAUCACACUUGCAUACUGCUUCCUUAGCUGGCCACGUAGGCGAGGCACCUCCCUGGGUCACAGUGACAAACAUUUUUGUCAGUUCCUUAAAUAAGGGGCACCUUCCGAGACACUUUGAUAUAGUGGACACCCGUGGCGCAGUGUGGGGAUGGGUGGAGCUCCGAGAGAGGAUUAGGCUUCUCGGGACACUAUAAGCGCUCAUUAUAACACUCAUACACAAUGAUAAUUCUAUCUUAAAAAAACGUAUCACAAGCUGGUGUGGGUUGCAUGCAAGCCUUUCUGUUGUACUGGAGAGGCCUCCGUUUUUUGAAAGCCUGUUGUCUGAUGUUGAUAUCAGGUUGAUCUGGCCCAAGUUCAAUGAGUAGUAGUUUCUUCUCCAAAGUUUUCCUCUUGUCGAUUUUGGAGUAAAGAUAUUAUUUAAUUCGAGGUCGGCUGAAUUCCUUUGUCUUAAAUUCCCCCGGUCAUAACUGUGAAUAACAUCAGGUGUCCUUACUAGACCACCGAUGGAGUCUGCUUGGGGUUACAAAUGAGUUGCCCUUUAGGCAUCAGAUUGGAGGACGCUGAUUGGCUAAUUUGAUGUUGCUAUAUGCAAAUCUUGGGCCAGCAAUAAGCGGAGCUGCUGCACUGACCUGGCAAUGUUUCCAUCGGCCAAGAAGAGACAUUGAGAGGAAGGGGAAACAUAACAAUUUAUAUUUGAUAUAGCCUUUUACAUGGUAUUGUGCAUUUUAAACACACAUUCAUUCUUGUUUAUUUAAGAAUUAAACAUUCAA
This is a messenger RNA of Gadus macrocephalus (Pacific cod), 4423 nucleotides long. RefSeq names its product G-protein coupled receptor 22-like. Lineage: Eukaryota; Metazoa; Chordata; Actinopteri; Gadiformes; Gadidae. Gene Ontology annotation, cellular component: membrane. The coding region runs from base 792 to 2390 and encodes 532 amino acids. The transcript has 2 exons. Gene Ontology annotation, biological process: G protein-coupled receptor signaling pathway. Gene Ontology annotation, molecular function: peptide binding; G protein-coupled receptor activity. The record is from RefSeq and is a predicted model, not a curated record.